Messenger RNA from Lytechinus variegatus (green sea urchin), 1107 nucleotides. Its product is annotated as blastula protease 10-like. Gene Ontology annotation, biological process: proteolysis. The coding region runs from base 239 to 997 and encodes 252 amino acids. Lineage: Eukaryota; Metazoa; Echinodermata; Echinoidea; Temnopleuroida; Toxopneustidae. The record is from RefSeq and is a predicted model, not a curated record. The transcript is spliced from 5 exons. Gene Ontology annotation, molecular function: zinc ion binding; metalloendopeptidase activity.
UUACAUGCCUUUCUUUUAUUCUUCCUUUCUUUGAAACUAAUUUUAUUUUGUCUUGAUCUUCUCCGGGGGUCUUUCGAAGGAUGGUGAUGGCAAAAGGAAUGACAAUGAGGCUUUCCGGGAAAAAUACAAAGAUAUCCUCCAUUACGUCACUACUACUGAUUCAGAAGUCAUCGAAGAAGGCAUAUUAGAUGAAAUCGGAGAAAUUAUUGCUAAAAACUUAACUCCAGAGGCGGAGCCAAUGGAUGAGAUACCUACUCCCGGUACCUUCCAAGCUGAUAUGAUGUUUGUUCCUGAACAGUGGGCAGAGCUUUUCAACAUUCAGUUUACGAAGUCUAAUCGUGACGUCACUUAUGACGUAGGUCUGUCGGCGAGAAUAAAGAAAAGGACGGCAUUCGUAUCAUAUCAUGAGCAUUACUGGCCGCUUGGUAUCAUCCCGGUUCGUUUUAGCCUUGAUAACAGUGAGGAUAUAAAUGCAGCCAUCUCUGCCAUGGGACACUAUAGUGAAAAUACUUGUCUUCAAUUCGUGUAUUACACUAAGGAGGUGGGAGAGGCUUUAGGACACAAUACGUAUCUGGAUUUUGUCAGUGGGCUACAGGGAUGCUGGUCUUUUGUUGGACGCGUGGUCCCCACGAACCAAACUCUCUCUGUUGGCGAAGGAUGCGGACAGGUCGGAACGUUGGUGCACGAGAUCGGACACGCAAUCGGGUUACAUCACGAACAAUCUCGCCCUGACCGAGAUUUCUUCGUCGAGAUUGAGUUUGAACACAUUCGUGCUGAAGACAUGGUUAACUUUUAUAGAUAUCCGACCGGUGUAAUAGAAACUGCCAAUAUCCCGUACGAUGAAGCGUCCAUCAUGCACUAUGGGACAUUCGCUUUCUCCAAGGACGGUCUGCCGACGAUUAAAACUAAAAACCCAUUUAAGCAGGGACUUAUUGGCCAACGUGCAGGACUGUCCGAUUCUGACAUCAAAAUGAUCAACCUCAUGUACAACUGCUAGAAAAGGCCAGUUCGUAGUUCCACUCUGCGCAUGAUCAGAGGAAGGUCAUUAGUAGUAAAGUGGUGGUUAAAACUUUAAUGAGAUAAGCACCAACUUUGAUGUCUUAAGUA